AUGGGGGAUGGAGGCGGUGGCCGAACUAAUGCCCACGAGCUGUACAAACUGAAGCAGCGAGCCGUGGAGUACUAUCGAAUGAACGAUGUGCCCCGACACCUGGAGGACCUGCUCAACUCCACCUUUUACCUCCAGCCUCCCGACGUCUAUGGGCACCUGGCAAACUGCUUUUCGAAGCUUGCAAAGGCUCCUACUAUAUACAAAGUAAUAGGGAGAAUAGUACUGGAUGGUAUGGGUCAUCAAACUCUCAGAGUCGAAAUAUUCUGCACAGUUCAAAACCAGGUUAAGAGCAUUGCUUCUGCUGUCAUCUCUUCUCACUUGGAAGUACUUGAAACUGCCAUGCCUGACAUGGUGGAUGCAGUGGAACUAGAACGAAACGAAGCCAUCAGUGCGGCUGUGCAGUGGGUAAAUGAGUCAAUGACUGAACUUCUGGAAGGACUGGAACCAACCCAACAGGAGGUGGUGGAUCAGUUACUUUCGAAUUUUUUUGCAAAUAAAGUACAAGAAGAUAAAGAGAGUAAAGAAUUAGAACUGAGCCUGGAGCAGCCAUUAUCCCAAGGAUCCCUUGCACCUCAACCAUCACCACCACCGCCGCCACCACCACCACCUCCAAAGAAGAAAGGACAAAGAGGCAGGAAGGAGACUGUUUCAGAGAAACCGAUCCCACCAGCAGAACCUCCUGAGCCCAUACUCCAUGGUAGUAUGGCCAUAGGAGCUGUAUCAUUAGCUGUGGCUAAAACAUGUGCCACCCUGACCAAUACUCCAAUGUACUUAAAUAUUGCAUCACUGAAAUACAAACAGGAAUCACCAAAGUCACUGGCUCUUCCUUUAUUGAUGGUUACCAUGCUCAGCUGUGGGAAGUCAUCACCUGGAAAACUGAAUCUGAUGAAAGAAGUGAUCUGUAUCCCACAUCCUGGAUUAACAGUUCAACAGGGUAUCACAAUGCUUCUAGAAAUUCAGAAACAAAUUAUAAAGAUUAUUGACAAACCACAUACUCCAAAACCAGAGACCAAAAAAAGCCAUAAUGGAGGAAAAAAGGGUUCAACUCAAAUAGUUGGCAAGUUGUCCUAUAUAGGUUGUUUAUCAAUCAACUAUGAUACUAUUGAACAGCCAUUGCUCUUACUACAAGGAAUCUGUGGAAACCUGGGACUGGAGCUAGGAAUCAACUUAUAUUUAGCCAUAAACUGUGCUGCACAUGAAUUGAUUGACUAUACUAGAGGAAAGUACGAAGUGACAACAGGAGUUUUCAAAAAUCCAUCUGAGAUGGUUGAUGUAUAUGUGGACCUGAUUAAUAAAUUCCCUUCAAUCACUGCAUUAAUUGAUCCUGUGAGAAAAGAGGACAUUGAGCAGUGGGACAGCAUCUGCAAUGCUCUUGGUUCCAGGUGUAAUAUCAUUGCAGGAACUGCAUCCAAAAGUGUCCACAAGCUUCUAGAAGAACAAAAUGUCAGCACUCCUAAAUCCAGUGGGUUGAUCAUAAAACAUACAAAUCAAACUACAAUAUCUGACUUGAUAGAAGUUACCAGGAUUAUUGAGAGUCAAAAGCGCAUUGCCAUCUUAGGAAGUACUGAGGGAGAAUCUUCUGAUGAUAGCCUUGCGGAUUUGGCUGUUGGACUGGGCGUUCGUUUUCUCAAGUUGGGAGGUCUCUCUCGAGGCGAGCGGAUGACUAAAUACAACCGCCUUUUUACCAUAGAGGAAGAACUCGUCCAGAGCGGAACCCUGACCCCAACUAAAGGGCAAACAUUUAUUGACUUCGAUGAAGAACAAAAAGCAGAAGAGGCACUUGUGGCUACUUUGUCUUCUGUCAAUGCUGGGAGGACAGAGAGUGACACAACUCGAUUCUCAACAAAACCCGAAGCAGUAAAAUAAUGUGGAUCUUUUGAUUAACUGCAUGGUGUUCCAGUGCAA
This is a messenger RNA of Dromiciops gliroides (monito del monte), 1905 nucleotides long. It is a transcript of the gene ENO4, whose product is annotated as enolase 4. NCBI's taxonomy places the organism in Eukaryota, Metazoa, Chordata, Mammalia, Microbiotheria, Microbiotheriidae. Bases 1 to 1866 code for a protein of 621 amino acids. Gene Ontology annotation, cellular component: phosphopyruvate hydratase complex. The transcript has 14 exons. The record is from RefSeq and is a predicted model, not a curated record. Gene Ontology annotation, molecular function: magnesium ion binding; phosphopyruvate hydratase activity. Gene Ontology annotation, biological process: glycolytic process.